Molecule: messenger RNA, 1023 nt
Organism: Lemur catta (Ring-tailed lemur)
Lineage: Eukaryota; Metazoa; Chordata; Mammalia; Primates; Lemuridae
Gene: UFSP1
Product: UFM1 specific peptidase 1 (inactive)
Exons: 1
Coding region: 481-909 (142 amino acids)
Source: RefSeq, a predicted model, not a curated record
GGCCGGCGACCCGCAGGCGGGGCCGGAGCUGCAUUGUGGGACCUGCGGCGAUCGUGUAACCCCGCGGUCGCAACUUGCUCCCUGCGCUGGUCACUGGAGCCCGCUCUCCGGUCCUGCCGGCAGCCAGCCUAAGACCCAGGGCCGAGAGGAAGUGUUGGAGCCCGGAGUUCUCCCUGGAGUUCGCUCUGCGUCGCCAGGAGGACGUGUCUGCCUGGCCUCGGACCUCUGCUCCCGCCGCUUCCGCCGACCGCCCUGGAGCUGUUGAAGGACGUCCAUGUGGGCCUGGACCCGCCAUGCCGCGGCCCCGCUCGCCUGGCGGUCCUCUCGGGCCACUACCUCUACUAUCACUACGGCUGCGAUGGGCUAGACGACCGGGGCUGGGGCUGCGGCUACCGCACAAUACAGACGCUGUGUUCGUGGCCAGAGGGCCAGCCCACGGGUGUGCCUGAACUGGCCGCCGUGCAGAAGGCCCUGGAGGACAUGGGCGACAAGCCCCCCGGGUUCCGGGGCUCCCGGAACUGGAUCGGCUGUGUAGAGGCCAGCCUCUGCCUCGCUCACUUCGAAGGGCCUCAGGGGCGCCUGUGCCACGUGCCACGUGGAGCGGGGAUUCGGGGGCAAUUGGAGAGGCUCUACUCCCACUUCUCAGGGGGUGGGGGCCCUGUGAUGGUCGGGGGAGAUGCGGACGCCCAGUCCAAGGCCUUGCUGGGAGUCUGCAUCGGGCCAGGCACAGAAGCCUAUGUCCUGGUAUUGGACCCUCACUACUGGGGCCCUCCAAAAACCCCCAGUGAACUACAGGCUGCUGGGUGGGUGGGCUGGCGGGAGGUAAGCACAGCCUUUGACCCCAACUCCUUCUACAACCUGUGCUUGACCAGCCAUAACGCCGAAAAGCAGCAGCAUGCCCUGGACUGAGGGUAAAGGUCCCAGAACUGAGACUGGCUCUCUGAUCCCAUACAUGUGCACCUAUUUACCACAAAGGGGUCCCAGCAAAGCCUGAGGCCUUGAGCAUCAAUAAAAAAGUGGCAA